AUGUUCACUCAUCUCCCAAAAGGGGCACGGCCGGAAAUUGUUGCAAAAAUAAUCGAUAAUUAUCCUCAAUUCAAAGAAUUGUACACCGACUAUCAACAAAUUAAAGACAUCUACUCUUUACAAAAAAUGAAGGAUUACUUACAACUGGCCUCAUCGAUUGAUUCUGUACAGGUUCUGAAUAAACAGGGAAAACUGACCAUCAUAAGAAGUUUACAAGUCGUCGGGGAACAUCUAAAAAAUACUUUAAUGUCUCCAAAGUUAUCCGAUUGUACGAACGAAUUCCUGCUACAGUGGUUACCUGAAAACACGGGAAAAGUCCUUAUGGGUCUGCGUAACUCACUGUCACAUGCUCAAUCACUUGCGAGAAGAACAGAAAUCGAAGAAAAUAAGAAUGAAUUUUUUAUCGGUGUCCAGCGUAAUAUUAAGAAAAUUGGCAAUAUGGUCAAUACUAUGCUUCACAAGGAGAAAAUGAAAGUCAUCAAGGCACUAUGCUUACAAAUUAAGAACAGUAAGUACUUGGAUGAAGUUGCAGAAGCGUUCUUUAAGACUGGCAAUGAGUUUGAUAUAAUCGAAAAAGAGUUCCAGACAACGGAGUUCGAUGAGCUUGAGAUUCUUGUCGAAGAACUAAAUAAGACCACUGAAAAGACCAAAGUCGAGGAAGAGGUUUUCGAGAAAAUAUCUGAAAUAAUCAAAAGGUUGAAAAAUAAAUCGAGCGACAUACAACUUGAUUACUUGAGGGAAUUUCAUAUGUUAAAAAGCCUCAUCCAAUAUUUUAAUAUCAGUGACAAAGACAGUAAUACUAUUAAUAAAAUUAAAUCAAUUGCUGAGAGAUUGUACAGCAUACCGCCUCGAACAGAAUCGUGUGACCUUCAAGAAAUCGUUAAAUUGUUGAACUCGAUUCCCUGUAGAACGGACCAUUUUAAUACUGUGUUCGGUAUAAUUUAUUCCAUUAUCGAAGACGAAACAGAAAUUAAGUGGAUUAAAGAUUUGCAAACAAAAUUAAAAGAGAAAGUCUCUGUUACUUUUGAGUCUACACAAAAGGAAAAUUGGAAUACUACAAAAGAAAUAUAUAAUGAUGUUCUUCGGCUAAAAUUAACUGAAUUAAAUAACGUCUUAACCGAUAAUAAAUUGAUGGAAAAUUCAACUGAUGACCUAUUUUUUUAUAAGACCAAAAAAAAGUUGCAAUCAGUGAUUGAAAUGCUUGUUUUAGAUAUAAUGUCGAUUCUAGGUUACGAAGGUUACCUAGAAAAGAAUUUAUUCCUUUUGGACGAUAACUCUCCUUCGUUAACUGGAAGAUCCUUGCGCAAUCAUUUGGCACACGACAAUACUAUAACCAAUACAUUGUCAUCAAAUCCCUCGUUAAAUGUUCUUUUGAAUGCUAUAGAACUUGUCUUCGAGAAUACAAUGGAAAAUAAGAAACAAAUUGGCAAAUCGACGAAAGAUGAUUAUUUGAAAGUGAGAAAUAAACGUAGUCAAAGCCUUAUCACUAUCGUCAAUCAACAAGGAAUGUUUGCAGCAUUAGAAAAGGGAUGUUUCAAGGACUUAAGAAGUUGUCUUCGAAAAGGAGCCGACCUACACGCUAGAAAUACUAAUUUAUGGACUGCAUUACAUUUUGCUGCCAAGGGACCGAAUCUCAAAAUCGUGAAAUUUCUCCUUAAGUACGAUUUAAGUACGAAUGUUAAGAACUUCGAUGGUCAGAGUCCGUUACACAUUGCCGCUGCAAAUGGGAGGACAGAUAUUGUUAAGUAUUUUGUAGAAGGGCGAGGUUUUGAUGCCAACGAGACAGAUAAAUAUGGGAAAACGCCGUUAGAUCUUGCGAAACAACACGAUCACAACGAUAUUGUCAAGGUUUUGUUAACAAAAUGA
Messenger RNA from Ceratina calcarata, 1866 nucleotides. RefSeq lists its product as uncharacterized. The transcript has a single exon. Gene Ontology annotation, molecular function: protein binding. The record is from RefSeq and is a predicted model, not a curated record. Bases 1 to 1866 code for a protein of 621 amino acids. Lineage: Eukaryota; Metazoa; Arthropoda; Insecta; Hymenoptera; Apidae.